This is a messenger RNA of Rhodotorula graminis WP1, 1047 nucleotides long. RefSeq lists its product as uncharacterized. Gene Ontology annotation, cellular component: membrane. Gene Ontology annotation, biological process: transmembrane transport; monoatomic cation transport. The record is from RefSeq and is a predicted model, not a curated record. Lineage: Eukaryota; Fungi; Basidiomycota; Microbotryomycetes; Sporidiobolales; Sporidiobolaceae. The transcript has 3 exons. Bases 1 to 1047 code for a protein of 348 amino acids. Gene Ontology annotation, molecular function: monoatomic cation transmembrane transporter activity.
AUGUCGAAAAAGGUCCGCGAGUUCUACGUCCAGCAGAACGAGACGCUCGACCAGUUUGCCGAGGUCGACGACGUCCUCGAGUCGGCGCGCGCCAAGCAGGCGACGGGCGAGCUCAUCCCGAGCACGCCGCCGGACACGACUCGACGUGACGACGACCUGCGCGCGAGCGUGCGGUGGGCCGUCAACGUCAACACGCUCGUCAACGUCGUCCUUCUCGGAGCCAAGAUCGGCGUCGUCCUCCUGUCACACUCGAUGUCGCUCAUCGCGUCGACCGUCGACUCGGCCAUGGACUUCCUGUCGACCCUCAUCAUCUUCGGUACGACGCGCGUCAUCGAGCAUCGGUCGUGGCAGUCACAGUUCGCCUACCCGACGGGCAAGCAGCGCAUGGAGCCGCUCGGCAUCCUUUCCUUCAGCGUCUUCAUGAUCUCCUCCUUUAUGCAAGUCGGGAUCGAGUCGAUCCAGCGACUGUGCGACCCGCACCUCGAGCAGACGCACCUCCCGCCCAUCGCCAUCGCGACCAUGGUCGGCACCAUCGUCGUCAAGGGCGCCGUCUGGCUGUCGUGCCGCGCCAUCAAGAGCGCGAGCGUCGAGGCGCUCCAGCAGGACGCCGAAAACGACAUCGUGUUCAACUUCUUUUCGCUCCUCUUUCCCUACAUCGGCCAGCUCGUCAAGUGGCCGUACCUCGACCCGCUCGGCGGUGCCGUCCUCUCGCUCUACAUCAUCGUCGAGUGGACCCGGACCUUGCUCGACAACGUGGGCAAGCUCACGGGCCGGCGCGCCGACCCGCACGAGCACCAGCGCAUCGCGUACCUCCUCACGCGCUUCUCGCCGCUCGUGACGGCGAUCCAGCACCUGUCGAUCUACCACGCCGGCGAGGGCCUCAUCGUCGAGUGCGACGCCGUCCUCCCACCCGAGACUUCCCUCACGGUCGCGCACAACAUUGGCGAGGCGGCUCAGUACGCGAUCGAGCAGCUGAGCGGGAUCGAGCGCGCGUUCGUCCACAUCGACGUGAGCAGCAACCCGUUGAGCGGCCACCUCGAGCGGUGA